ACUGUAGAUGAGCUAAAGCAGGAUGAAAGACGUGCUUUGAUGCCUGUUGUUUAUCAAACAUAACAGUGCUGUGUUCCUGCAGUCUGUUUCAUCCUGCAGCUUUAUCCAUGUUUGAUCAGAACUCUCACAUGUACGCGUUUGCGCUUGUCUAUUCCAUUUCAUUUCAUAUCUCAUUGCCUGUUUCUGCUUACCUCUCCAUUUCUCCAUUGCGCGGCAGAUCUCCGCGAGCUGGAAUGAAUUCUGCGGCGCGUGCUUAUUGUUCCAGCACACACUCAUUCACACACACGUAACAAGCGCUUCUUGCUCUACUCCUUCUGUGUUUGUGUUUGUGUAUGUGUGUGUGCGCGGAUGAAGUCGUGUCCUGGAGAAGUUUUCAAUGCGUGCUUCAGGAUUGUGGCGCAUUGGACGGCUGUAGUGUGGACCGAGCGGAAGGAAGGAGGAGGGAGAUCAUACAUUAACUCCUGCUGGCUGCGGGGACUCUCCACUUGAUAGAAGCCAACACGGGGAUGGGAUGCUCUCAGAACAACACUCUCAGCUUUUGGGGCAGAGGCGACAAAUGACUCCCAAACGAAAAGCCACUUAACUGCGCGUUUUAUUUGGCCACCCGGUGUUUUCCAGGGGAUUUUACGCACCGCAAAAAGAGUGGAGCAAACGCUGCAGAGAUGAGUGUUGCGUGGUUUUCCUUGCUCCUGAAGGAUCCCCUCUCCUGAUAAAGGGACCAAAGAGGACAAAACAAGGCUGUCCAUGAUAUUUUCCCAAAGAAGAUUGCAAAGGUGGAGCGAUUAGAGAAGGGCUGAUGACGGGACUAUUAAUCCUUUCAGUGCAUCAAAAGCACCAAAGGGUAUUAGAAACGCUUGGAUGGAAAUCGGGCGAGUGUUUAGAACUGUUUUUGGUUUUAUAUGAAACUGGUGAUUAGUUCAUCUGCAAGGAUUUUUGCUUUCCCAGUGAUACUGAGGAGUAAAUUUGCUUUUUGCCUUGUUGUUGUUGUUGUUGUUGUUGUAUCGCCGGUAUGAGCGGUUUCCUGGUGUGAAUUUCCAGAAACUCUCGUCUCAAUCUUUUUUUCCUCUCCAAGUAUUCCUAAAUCUAAAUGGAAUUAGUUGAGUCUGAAGCCGUUUGUGAAAGGAACAGACAUGGUACAUGGGCACAGCUUCCAUCACGUUGUUGCAAGUCUUCUCAUACUUGGGUUGUCUGGGGCAACAAGGAAGGAUACAGCAGUGAAGAACAACUCUGGAGUGAAGCCUGCAGGUCAAUGUGGAACGUGGGUGAAAGAACCAGAAGGAGGUCUCUUCACUUCUCCCAAUUACCCAAACAAAUACCCCCCAAACACAGAGUGUGUUUACAUCCUUGAAGCACCCCCGAGGCAGUGUAUUGAUCUACACUUUGAGGAGAAUUAUUCAAUCGAGUCCUCUUGGGAAUGUAAAUUUGACAACAUCGAGGUCCGGGAUGGACCCUUUGGCUUCUCCCCAAUACUCGGACGGUACUGCGGUCAGCAAAGCCCGCCGGAUAUCAGGAGUAGUGGCCGAUAUCUGUGGAUAAAAUUUGUUACAGACGGCGAACUGGAAGGAGUGGGAUUUUCAGCAAGUUACAACUUCACUGCAGAUCCGGACUUUGCAGACAUGGGAGUCCCCCCACCUCUGCCCUCCUGUCAGUAUGACAUGGUUGGUCCAGAAGGUAUCGUUGAGUCCCAUCAGAUCACCAGAGACGGGAAGGCUGGCGCCGCCGAGGCCGUCGACUGUAAAUGGUACAUCCAUGCUCCGCCGCGCUCCAAGAUCUACCUGCGUUUUCUCGACUAUGAGAUGGCCAAUUCCAACGAAUGCAAGCGCAACUUUGUGGCGGUGUAUGAUGGCGGCAGUUCGGUGGAAGACCUGAAGAGCAAGUUCUGCUCCACGGUGGCCAACGACAUCAUGCUGGUUUCCACGCUGGGCGUCAUCCGCAUGUGGGCAGACGAGGCCAGCCGCAGGAGCCGCUUCCGCAUCCUCUUCACGACCUACCAAGAGCCUCCAUGCAAUGCAGAUGCCUUCUUCUGUCACAGUAACAUGUGCAUAAACAACUCGCUGGUGUGUAAUGGCAUGCAGAACUGUGUCUACCCCUGGGACGAGAACCAAUGCAAAGAGAAGAGGAAAGCCAACAUCCUGGACAACCUGAACAACACAAACGGGACCAUAAUCGGUGUCACCUGUUGCAUCGUCCUCAUCCUCCUCAUCGUCUCCGUCAUCGUCCAGAUCAAGCAGCCACGUAAAAAGUACAUCCUGCGGCGUGAGGACUUUGACCCCACCAUGUUCCAAGAGGUCUUUGAGCCGCCUCACUACGAGCUGUGUACUUUACGGAGCGCCACCACAGCCGCGGCGGCCUCAGCAGACUUAGUCGACCUGGCGGAAGACUUUGAGAACUACCACGCCCUACGCCGUGCCUCCUCGCGCUGCGUCCACGAUCACCACUGUGGCUCCUCCUCCAACCCCGGGUCCGCCCACAUAUCCCAGCUGUCGCUCAGCGGACGAGGAAGCCGCGGGAACUUGAGCGCCCGAGAUACAGCGGCCGCCGCUCUGCUCACAGACCUUCCGCAGCCGCCAAUGGCAGUGCGGCCCUUGUUGCCGUCCACCGGAAACCGCAGGAGCAUCUUGGUCAUGAAGCACAGCUACUCGCAAGAGGCAGCGGACAAUGGAUGCGACCUGGACGACGACCUGGAAGAAGUUCCCACCACCAGCCACCGGCUUUCACGCCACGAAAAGGCAGUACAGCGAUACAUCAGACAGAUGCAUCAAUCCUCUGCAUCUUGCCAAGUUUGACAGCAUUCGGAGCUAAGGUUUCUCUCCCUUGCAUCUUGAGUGAACUGUUGCCCUGAGCAACUUUACCAAUGUAGAGUGUUGUGAUGAGAAAAAUUUAAAGAAAAAAAAAAGGUUUGUGGUGUACGCAAGUUUUUCUUCUUUGCUUUGGGACCGCAGAGAUGCAUUUUCCCCUAUACCUGUGCUCCUCACGUGGCCGGGAUUGACGAGCCAUGGAACACUGAUAAUUUCAGACACGGGACUGAAACGAUGGUUUUUGAGAAAUAGAGUACCUUUAAUGUAAAGUUGUUCUUGGAGAAAAGAAAAAAAUACUGAAUCAGGUUUUUUAAAUCAUUUUCAUGUAACCAUCAAAAUAUGAAAUUGCAUAUUUCCGCUGCUGAUUUCACAUUAUAUUUCUUACUUUGAUGUCAUUUCUUUACAGUAGAGUAUCAGGUUGUUUUUAUAUCAAAUCGAGAACAGGAAGCCUUGUUGAGAGGACGGAAGCACUGAAUGUUUGAGAUAAUGUGAUGCUAAACUUCAUAAAUGGGUGCAUAUACAUGAUUCUACUGACCCAUUAACUAAUGUUUAUUUACUCCCACCUUUACUGAUGUCCAAACAUUAUUUACUGACGUUCUCUUUGUCAAACUUCUUUGCAUUGUGGUGUUUUUUUUUAACCCGUUUGCAUAUUUAUUUAUUAACAGAAAAUGCUGGACAGAAUGUUUUCAAUAAACUAAUGUUUACUGAUUUUAUUGUGAGUUAUUUUGUCAGUAACAUCUAAUUUUCUGUUCUACACUCAGGGCCAUUGUGGAUCCUAAUGAGGUACUCAUAAUUUCUUCUGGGAAUUUGUAGGUGUUAACAACUUGGGAGGAUUUAUAUUAAACAAUAUCAACAAUUGAAAAACACAAGGUGGAUAUUGUAUCUGCUGAUUCCUGUAUUUUUAGACUGAGAGUAGACUUGAUUAAGUACAGGCUACUUCAUAUGCAAAUAUAACCACAUAGGCCAGCAAACAAAUAACUAAAAGGGUUUAAUAUUACCUCCCCAGAAUCCCUAGCACCAAGGCUCCCUAUUUAAUUUGCUAUAAAUAUAACUGCUAGUUGGUAGAGACCAAAGACAGAGCUAAAAUGACAGUGGUUAUUGGCUUUACAUUCAUCGGGUGAACAUGACUUCCUUUUCUGCUGGUUGCAGUGGCGACCAGCUGAUGUGCUUAGACUAAUACCGGUGAAAUUAACAUUUUAAGUUCCACAACAAUCCUGUUUAAAUGUAUGUGUUUCCAUUGUCUGCAUGUUAGGCAAGUCAUUGUUCUUCAGAUAGGCUGGCUGUCCUUUUCCUUAAUAAGACAAAUUUAGGCUACGGCUUUAAUUUAAAAGAGUGUAUAGAUUUUAAGGAACAAAAUAUUAACUGGGAACAAGCCUUCUCAAGUUUAAGAUUGACUCAGGGUACCCAUAGAACCCAUUUUCACUCAGGUAUAUUGAGGUGAGUUCAAGGGACCCCUUUGAAAAUGGCCAUGCCAGUUAUCCCUUGCUAAAUUUCGCCUAACUUUGGAUCAUUAUUUAGCCCCUUUUCCGACAAGCUAUGCUGUCAAGGUUGGUACCAAUGGAUGUCACAGGUUGUCUAGUUUCAUAAGAUAUAACUACCUUUUUGCCUAGUUUAAAAUAUGAGCAUGCCACACACUCUUAAGGUUCUAACACCAAGCCAACGGUUGGCCAUCAGUCAAUGUUGGGCUGCCAGUGAGCAUCUGUCGCCCUGGUCGGUGUGGUGUGUCCCAUACCGCCGCCCGUUGACAGUCCCCAUCUUUUUUUUUUUUUUUUGGCCGAUUCAGCAUGUUGAAUUGGCAACAGCGGAGUCCGUCUGUGAAUGUAAUCACUCUGAUUGGCAGUUCAGCUCAGUGCACACGAAGAGAAAGGAAGUGAGGCAAGUAAACAAACAGCUAAAGUCAAGAGGGAGUGAGACCAAAACAAACUUGUUACACAAGGUGAGAUUAUUUUUUUCUUUAGCCAUUGAGCUCUUUAGUAGAAACAUUUCGUGUUGGUUUUGUUGGGAAUAGAAUGAUUUUAUGUGUUUUACUAUAAGUUGUGUUUCACUAUAUAAGUUUUAG
Messenger RNA from Epinephelus lanceolatus (giant grouper), 4857 nucleotides. RefSeq names its product neuropilin (NRP) and tolloid (TLL)-like 1, like (gene neto1l). The record is from RefSeq and is a predicted model, not a curated record. Gene Ontology annotation, biological process: positive regulation of excitatory postsynaptic potential. NCBI's taxonomy places the organism in Eukaryota, Metazoa, Chordata, Actinopteri, Perciformes, Serranidae. Gene Ontology annotation, cellular component: postsynaptic density. Gene Ontology annotation, molecular function: ionotropic glutamate receptor binding.